Selaginella moellendorffii is the source of this 2154-nucleotide messenger RNA. RefSeq names its product serine/threonine-protein kinase D6PK. The record is from RefSeq and is a predicted model, not a curated record. Gene Ontology annotation, molecular function: protein serine/threonine kinase activity; ATP binding. NCBI's taxonomy places the organism in Eukaryota, Viridiplantae, Streptophyta, Lycopodiopsida, Selaginellales, Selaginellaceae. The transcript has 2 exons. Gene Ontology annotation, biological process: protein phosphorylation. Gene Ontology annotation, cellular component: nucleus; plasma membrane; cytoplasm. Bases 502 to 2010 code for a protein of 502 amino acids.
CGUUUGGAAGAACUCUCAAAACUGUGAAAGAAGAAACGAAUAAAAAAGAGCGAGAAGCUUACCAUUUUGGCUGAGAUCACGAUGCAUUAGAUCAUAGCGAGCUAAAAAGCCACUGUUCAUCCCCCUGCCUCUCUCAUUCCUGGGCUCCUCUUUCUGGAUCUCUAUCCGAUUCGAUUGCGAGCGAUGGAGGACACGUCUGACUUCAAGCAAGCACACAGCAGCAGGAGCGCGAAAAUUCCGUCCACAGGUGUACUUAAGCUAGUACCUCACUCGCCUUCAUAAUUCACAAGCAAACAGGUAAAAACGGAACUUUUUGUGGUUGCGUGCGUACCUCGAGUGCCGGAUCUCGCUGCGACACGCUCUUGCGUCCCAGAACAGAGCUCCAAGGACAUAGAUCCCAGAUCUCCAGAUUUUCAAGUCCAUAUCUCCGACUGGUAUAAGAGCGGCAGCUUGCUCUCGGUGUUGGCGCUAAGUUGUAGUCUCUCUCUUCUCCAAAACAUCAUGAUAGUUCUUCCGCGGCGCAGGCUCAAGAAGAGUGUCAGCUUCUCGUCUCCUCUCGACUAUGCUGCUGCCGCUGCCGCUGCCUCGGACACUCACAGCGUUUCCAGCGCCUUGAACUUGCUCCACAUCAACUUGCAGAAGGGAUGCUCCUCGGCGGUGUAUCCCUCCUCGGACGCGGAGCGUAGCAGCAGCGACAGGAUCCCAUCUCCAUCCCCAUCUCCCUCUCCGUCAAUCGGCUCCCCUUGCGGAAGCCCGAUCACCAAGCCGCACAAGUCCAACGACACCGCGUGGGAUUAUGUCCAGGCUCUGAAGUCCCCGGACGGCAACCUCGACAUAAGCCACUUCAAGCUGAUGCAGCGAGUCGGGGGCGGAGACAUCGGCAUCGUUUUCCUGGCGGAGCUCGUCAACAGCAGCAGCAGCUACCGCUUCGCCGUGAAGAUCAUGGACAAGGAGCACCUGGUGAAGCGGAACAAGCUGUCCAGGAUCGCCACCGAGAGGCGGAUCCUGGAAAUGCUGGACCAUCCUUUCCUCCCGACUCUCUACGGCUCGUUCGAGACCUCCGAGCACGCCUGCUUCGUCAUGGAUUUUUGUCCCGGUGGAGACCUCCACAAGCUCAGGCAGCGGCAGCCGAACAAGCGUUUCGACGAGGAGACUGUCAGGUUCUACGCGGCAGAGGUGCUCCUGGCGCUCGAGUACUUGCACAUGAUGGGAGUUGUGUACCGAGAUCUCAAGCCCGAAAACGUGCUGGUAAGAGAUGACGGCCACAUCAUGCUCACAGACUUCGACUUGUCUCUCGAAUUCGAUGCCGCUCCAAGCAUGCUCAAGCCUCAUCGCCUUUACGGCUUGAGAUCCCCGAGCAUGUCACCGUUUCUAUCCUGUGCUAAUCCUUCUCCGAAUCGAGCGACACCUUCCUGCGUCCCUGCCUCUCUCGCAUCACCAAAGUUCCUGAAAAGACACGGAUCACUUCCAGCUCCAAGAAAACAACCAGAAAGCAGCAACUUGAAGAGAAGUACCUCAUCACUGCCGCAGCUCAACGUCGAGCCAGCCCACCUCCGCUCCAUGUCUUUCGUUGGAACUCACGAGUACUUGGCACCGGAGAUCAUCGCUGGCGGUGGUCACGGCAGCGCUGUAGACUGGUGGACCUUGGGAAUCUUCAUCUACGAGCUUCUCUACGGCCACACCCCCUUCAAAGGCACCAACAACGAUGCGACGCUCAUGAACGCUUUCUCCAAAAGCUUGCUGUUCCCAUCGGACGUGGAAGUCAGCCUCUUUGCAAAGGAUCUUAUCAAGAGCCUGCUCGCCAAGGACCCCAAAAGGAGGCUUGGUUUCGCGAGAGGAGCUGCGGAUAUCAAAACGCAUAACUUCUUCGAGGACAUCAACUGGCCUCUCAUCCGCUGGUCACAGCCUCCCCUCGUACCAAAGCCUUUCAUCAAGAGCACUACACUAAACCAAGCUCAAGAACAAAAUCCCCAAGACGCUGCUAAAGAUCCUAGCUUUGACUGCUUCUAACACCUUUGUGUGAAAUACGAAAAACUAGAAUCCGAGCUCAAAGAGAAAAAAAAGGGAUGGAAACCGACCGGAAAAAGUGUUGAAUGCUCUCUCACGCACUGACAUAAGAAAAACUUAGAUCGAGCUCGAAGGAAAAAAAAAAAA